UUAUUUAUUAUCGUCCUAUUGACAACGUUGAGCGGCUGCUGUCUGGUCCUGGCCGAUGAGUCCAUCGACACCCGCGAGAACGCGGAUCUCGUGUUGAAGUGUCGCUUCACCGAGAAAUAUGAGGCAAACGAUUUCUCAUUCUUUUGGACGCGUUCGAUAUCGAAUCCGGCGCAAUUUGACAACGUAGCCAUUGGUGAAGUGCAGUUGAGUUCCGGCUAUAGACUCGACUUUCAACCGGAGCGAGGUAUUUAUGAUCUGCAGAUCAAGAAUGUCUCCUAUAAUCGGGACAAUGGACGCUUCGAGUGCCGCAUCAAGGCCAAAGGCACCGGUGCCGAUGUGCAUCAGGAAUUUCAUAAUCUCACCGUCCUAACGGCCCCACAUCCGCCCGUCAUAUCGCCCGGCAGCAUUGCCGUUGCUACCGAGGACAAACCCAUGGAACUGACCUGCAGCAGCAUUGGCGGCUCACCGGAUCCUACCAUAACCUGGUACCGCGAGGGCUCGAACUCGCCGCUGCCCGCCACUGUGCUGCGCGGUGGCACCAAGGAUCAACCCACCAAUGCCACGCUCUCGAUUACACCACGUCGCGAAGACGAUGGCGCCAAGUACAAGUGUGUGGUGCGCAAUCGUGCCAUGAACGAGGGUAAACGCCUGGAGGCCACAACCACAUUGAAUGUUAACUACUAUGCCCGCGUCGAGGUUGGACCAGAGAAUCCGCUGCGCGUGGAACGUGACCGCACUGCCAAAUUGGAGUGUAAUGUGGACGCCAAGCCGAAGGUGCCGAAUGUCCGCUGGACACGCAACGGCAGCUUCAUUAGCUCCUCGCUGGUGCACACCAUUCACAGGGUGAGCGUGCAGGAUGCGGGCAAAUAUACGUGUAGUGCCGACAAUGGUCUGGGCAAGGCCGGCGAGCAGGAGCUCAUACUCGAUAUACUCUAUCCGCCCACCGUUGUCAUUGAAUCAAAGACGCGCGAGGCCGAAGAGGGCGAAACCGUUAACAUACGCUGCAAUGUAACCGCCAAUCCGUCGCCCGUCACCAUCGAAUGGUUAAAGGAGAAUGCUCCAGAGUUUCGCUAUAACGGCGAUGUCUUGACCCUCAACUCGGUGCGCGCAGAGCACGCGGGCAAUUACAUUUGCCGCGCCGUCAACAUUAUGCAGAGUCAGGGCCAGGAACGCAGCGAACGCGUUGGCAACUCGACCGUGGCACUCCUCGUGCGUCAUCGUCCCGGCCAGGCAUACAUAACGCCCAACAAGCCUGUGGUGCAUGUGGGCAAUGGUGUUACGCUAACCUGCUCGGCCAAUCCGCCCGGCUGGCCGGUGCCACAGUAUCGCUGGUUCCGCGACAUGGAUGGUGAGUUCUCUUCCCGGCAAAAGAUUCUGGCACAGGGUCCACAAUACUCCAUACCGAAGGCGCAUCUGGGCAACGAGGGCAAGUACCAUUGUCAUGCGGUCAACGAGCUGGGCAUUGGCAAAAUGGCCACCAUUGUGCUGGAGAUCCAUCAGCCCCCGCAGUUCCUAGCCAAGCUGCAGCAGCACAUGACCCGUCGCGUGGCGGACAAUGACUAUGCGGUUACGUGCAGUGCCAAGGGUAAGCCGGCACCCAGUAUUAAAUGGCUUAAGGAUGGCGUCGAAAUACUGCCUGAACUGAAUCUGUACGAGGUCAAAACGAAUCCCGACCAGGGUCCCAACGGUAUGGUCACCGUCCAGAGCAUGCUCAAGUUCCGCGGAACGGCACGUCCCGGCGGCAAUCAGCUGGUGCCCGGAGAUCGUGGCCUUUACACGUGUCUCUAUCAGAACGAGGUGAACUCGGCCAAUUCGUCCAUGCAGCUACGCAUCGAACACGAGCCCAUUGUGCUCCAUCAGUACAACAAGGUGGCCUUUGAUAUACGGGAAACUGCCGAAGUGGUCUGCAAGGUCCAGGCCUAUCCCAAGCCCGAGUUCCAGUGGCAAUUCGGCAACAAUCCCUCACCCCUGACGAUGUCCUCCGAUGGCCACUAUGAGAUAAGCACCACAACGGAUAACAAUGAUAUUUACACCUCGGUGUUGCGCAUCAAUUCGCUAACCCACUCCGAUUACGGCGAGUACACGUGCCGUGUGGUCAACUCUCUGAACACUAUACGUGCGCCCAUAAGGCUGCAGCAGAAGGGUCCGCCGGAGAAGCCCACGAACUUGCGUGCCGUGGAUGUGGGCCACAACUAUGUAACACUCAGCUGGGAUCCGGGCUUCGAUGGUGGCUUGAGCAAGACCAAGUUCUUUGUGAGCUAUCGACGUGUGGCCAUGCCUCGGGAAGAGCAAUUGAUACCGGACUGCGCAACGCUUGCAAAUGCCAAUUCCGAUUGGGUGGAGGUCGACUGCCAGCGGGAUAUACCCUGCAAGGUCAACUCGCUUGAUCAGCAUCAGAGCUAUGCGUUCAAGGUAAAGGCGCUGAAUCCCAAGAACGGCUCACCCUACUCCAAUGAGAUCACGACGACCACAAAAGUGAGCCGCAUACCGCCACCCCUGCAGGUCACCUACGAGCCGAGCACACGCACCCUGGGCAUCGAUGUGGGCGCCACUUGCCUUAAUCUUGUCGCUGUUGUCGAGACCAUGCUGCACGGCGACACACCAAUGGCCGCCUGGGAUCUGGUGGAUAUUGUCGACAACCUUCAGUUGUCCGGCAAUGGACCCACACACAAGGAAAAGAUCAUCGAACGGCUAAUUGGGCCACGUCGCAGCGGCGGCGGACGGGCUCUGGGACACACCAUCAACGACGACGACGAGGAACAUGAUGCGGGACUGAAUAACUUAGCGCUGGAACAGGACGACAAUAGUCCCGUGGUACGGGUGAAACUCUGCCUGCGCAAUAAUCACGAGCAUUGCGGCGACUACACGGAUGCUGAGAUUGGACGACCAUAUAUCGCAGAGGCUAGCGCCCUGGCCACGCCCACACUGAUUGCGAUAAUCGUGUCGUGCAUUGUAUUCACACUGUUCGCCGGCCUGCUGCUCAUGUUCUGCCGCUGCAAGCGCAAUCAGUCGAAGAAGAGCGCCGCCGCCAAGGACUACGAAAUGGACUCGGUGCGGCCCUCGAUUGUGGCUGCCCAACAAAAUCAGGCACCGCCGCCCUACUACCCGGCCAGCGGUCUGGACAACAAGGCCCUCGAGCACUCGAUGGAUCUGGCCCUCAACAUGGAGGACCAAAAGACAGCCCUCUAUGCGACCCAAAAUGGCUACAGCUAUCAUCCUGGCAGCGGUGUCGUCGGCGUCAAUGUUGGUGGCAGUGUUGUCGGGGUUGGCGGCGGUGUUGGCAGCAUCGGUGGCGGCGGCGUUGUUGGUGUGACCGGCAUACCCGGUUUGACAGGACACACGUUGCCAGGAAAUGAAUGGGUCAACAUGGGCUACAUGGAGAACAAUUAUUCCAAUUCGAAUAAUGGCGGCAGCGUCAACUCACAGGACUCGCUUUGGCAGGUAAAAAUGUCCGCGGCUGCGGUUGGAAAUCAACAGACACUCGUCCAGGCGCCACACAAUCAAUAUGUGGAACAGCAGCCCACCUAUGGUUACGAUCCGCUCACGCAUGGCGGCUAUGGGGCUGUCGAUGAUUAUGCACCGUAUCCACAUUUGACGGCCACGCCCAGCCAGGUGGGCGACGAAUAUCAUAAUUUGCGCAACAGUCAAAAUCCGUCCCGGCAGGACUACUGCAGUGAUCCCUAUGCAUCGGUACAGAAGCCCAAGAAACGUGUCGAUCAACAUUUAGAUUCACCAUAUCACGACGUAAGCGGCCUGCCGAACCCCUACAACAUGGAGCACAUGGAACAGGAUGAGGUGCUGCCGCCUCAACAGCACAUGUCCCUCGGCUACGAUGACAGUUUCGAGGGCGAAUACUCGACAACGCCCAAUGCUCGAAAUCGUCGUGUCAUACGCGAAAUUAUUGUCUAAGCUAACUCUCGGAUACACAAUAAUGAAAACGGCUAAAGCAACAGCAACAACAACAGCUACAACAACAAGAACAGGCACUUUUAUCUAACUAUACAAGACCCUUACACAGCCCUCAUCCCACAUCAUGCACCAUCAUCAUACAACAUUAUGCAAAGGUAAAACAAAAUCCCCAUCAGCAUUACAACGAAAUCUCAAUUUUAUUUACUUAAUUUUUACUCAAUUUGAGAAGUGGCCAUUUUUGAAUUUUUUUGAUAUAUAGAAUUUUUGUUGUUUAUAUAAGAAAGAAUGCGAUAACGAUAAAUGCUAGUUUAGUUGAGGGUACGUGUGUUGAGUUUUAUUGGCAACGAAUUGAUAUAUAUAUAUAUAUCUAUAUAUAUGAUAUGAUAUGAUACGAUACGAUAUUUCGAUAGUUAAGGCAUCGAGUUUCUCAUUAUCAAAACAGCUCUAGUUAAGGUCGUGGCAGCACUUUGUUGACACACGCACACACACUCACACAGUCUCCCACACACUUACACAUGCACUAAAUGUUAAAUACGAGCUAUUUACUUAUAUAGAGCAGUUAAGUACAGUAAAACCUAUGCUAUCAGGUCCCAGUCGCAUUCGCAAGAAACGGUACGAAACUUACUUUUAAGGCAUCAAAUGUUGAAAUGAGCAUAUUUCAAAAAAAAAAAAACAAACAAAAAAGGAAAAAAAAUAUAUAGAAAAUAACAAAAAAUAUAUCUCACGUGUUUUUCGCAACCGUUCACCGUAGCAUAUAAGAAUUAAUCAUUUAAGAGUUGUGGCCGCGAAGUGUUGCUUUGACUUGAAGCGCUUCUGGGCGAGCUAUAAAAGUUUAAUAUGCGAAUCCAUUUUAUCGCCUACUUUGCAGCUGUUUAAGCUGGCGCUCAGCCUCAAAGUACAACUUCAAAAGCAUUUCCAACGCAUGUUUUAGUUAAAAA
Messenger RNA from Drosophila virilis, 4847 nucleotides. NCBI's taxonomy places the organism in Eukaryota, Metazoa, Arthropoda, Insecta, Diptera, Drosophilidae. The record is from RefSeq and is a predicted model, not a curated record.